Pundamilia nyererei is the source of this 2236-nucleotide messenger RNA. It is a transcript of the gene tmeff2a, whose product is annotated as transmembrane protein with EGF-like and two follistatin-like domains 2a. The record is from RefSeq and is a predicted model, not a curated record. Gene Ontology annotation, molecular function: protein binding. The transcript has 10 exons. Bases 554 to 1690 code for a protein of 378 amino acids. Lineage: Eukaryota; Metazoa; Chordata; Actinopteri; Cichliformes; Cichlidae.
GAGAGAAACACCAACUCGCCGCGACUCUGAACGCACCGCACAUACAAACUAAAUCGGGAGGACCGCUGCUCGUUUCACCCGUGGAUACUAUUACACAAGUGCCGUCGUCUCCAAAUCCUGCCCGUGGGAUACUCUGGCUUCAUCCUCUCUGCUGUGCAGUUUUAUCACCUCCUUUUAUAUCACCCUCCUUUUCUCCCCCUUUGCCAUCUUUCUCCCCUCUCCUCAUCUUUGAGCAUCUUCUCCUGCUCGCAAGUCUUCUCGCUUGCGUCGCUAACUUUUUUCCUCCAUCCCACACGCCUCCUCCAUCGCCCACCAACCCCUCGGCAGUGCCCCCACUAGACCUCUUUUUCUCCUUCUCGCACUCUCGCUUGGAUCGGGCGGAACCUAUUUGGCUGGUCUACACGGGGCACUGCUACAUGGGGCGCACGGUCUCGCUCGGAAAAUGUUCUGCUGUAGGUCUCUAGGCGCCCCGCUGAACCUGUUGGGAUUGGAGUUGUCGGUGCGCGUCUGCGUCUCUUUCCCACCUCGCUUGUGCGGUCGGGGCCAGUGAGAGAUGGGUCUGUCCGUGGCGGCUCAGGCACCUCUCGAGGAGCCCCGACGACUGCGCCGGUGGAGCGGGACAGCGGGGGGCUGGCUCAGGAUCACACUCGUCUCGUUUCUCGCCACUUUACCUGUGGAGCAGCUGCGCGCCUUCCCUUCCUCCCUCAGCGACUGCCAGACGCCGACCGGCUGGAACUGCUCCGGUUCCGAUGACCGGGACACAGACCUGUUCUUGUGCGACACCAACACAUGCAAGUUUGAUGGGGAAUGUCUAAGAAUCGGGAACAUGGUGACAUGCAUUUGCGAUUUCAAGUGCAACAAUGACUAUGUGCCUGUGUGUGGCUCCAACAAUAAGAACUACCAGAACGAGUGCUUCCUGCGCAGGGAUGCCUGCAAGCAGCAGUCUGAAGUGCUUAUUGUGUCAGAAGGCGACUGUCCUGCUGAUGCUGGCUCAGGAUCAGGAGACGAUGGAGGAGAGGGCUCAGCGGAGACUGGGCUGAAGGAGACGUCCACCUGUGACAUUUGCCAGUUUGGGGCAGAGUGCGAUGUGGACGCAGAAGAUGUAUGGUGUGUCUGCAACAUCGACUGUUCCCACAUCAGCUUCAACCCAGUAUGCGCCUCAGAUGGUCGUUCCUAUGACAACCCCUGCCAGGUGAAGGAGGCAUCCUGUCAGAAGCAGGAGCGCAUCGAGGUCAAGUACCUGGGCCACUGCCACGAUGACAUAAUUGGGAACAAAGGCGGAGAUGGACACUUCGCACGGACCGACCCCACGGGGGAGAAAGAGGAGACCAGGAACGGACUGGCCCGCGGUUUGUCCAUCCCGAAUGACUCGCUUUCUCUCUCACUUUCCCCCCACUCUUGUGCGUUUGUGCGUCUGUGUGUGCGUGAUCUCAGCUGUCACUCGGGUUUUAGGGGCCCCCAUUGUGACAUCAAGGAGUACAACGUCCUCUAUGUGGUGCCAGGCUCCGGCAAACUGCACUAUGUCCUCAUCGCCUCUAUCAUCGGAGCACUCCAGGUGGUCAUCAUCUGUGUGGUGGUGCUCUGCAUUACCAGGAAGUGCCCACGGACCAACAGGAUCAACCGGCAGAAGCAGAACAAUGUCCACUUCAGUUCAGAGAAUACCAUGCGCGCCUCCACCCGACUGAUCUGAGCCCAGACACACCAGACAGAGUCCCCCCUCCACGUUACGGAGCGCUGUGGCGUUAGAUGUUUCUUCCCCGCCCCCAAGUAGGCCAACCCUGAAAAUUAGCAUCUGCUUCCCAUCACUCUUCGCCCUCUCUCCCAGUAUGAACUCAAAGAAUGUCCAUGGAGGAUGGUGGCAAAGCAAAGACAGAGCUGGCACACAAGUGAGGUGACAAUGAUUACACAUUGGAGAAAUGCUGUCAUCAGUCACCGCCGCCGCCAGCCCCCUACCCAUGCCCAUGUGUCUCCUUGCACCUUUUUCUGAAGGUUUUUCCUGAAAAAAACUAAACAAAACACGAACUAUGAGGACUCGGGAGGGGGGGGUGCGGAGAAUACUGAAUGUGUGUGUGUGUGAAUGUGUAUUAGAUGUGUGCACUUUGGUAGAGGUGGGCUAGCCGGUGUCUGUUCUUUGUAGAUGAGGGGUACAAAGCAAAUCGGGGUAGUGCAAAGCAGGGUAUCUGGCUUUUAAUGAGGUGUGUGUUCAGCCUGGGAGGGGGGUGGGGGGGUUUGGGGG